CUCACACACACUCACUCUCACACACUCCGGAGCAGAGGCACGGAGGAGGAAACACACAGCGAGAGUGAACGAGAGGUUUGGGGGGGAUCCUUCACUUGGCUUUUUUUUUCACUUAACAACUCGCUGGAUCUAAAGAUGUGGACUGAAAUCGGGAAGCUGGUGCUAUUGCAUUUGUUACUCAUGGAGCUCCAUUGCGCUAAAGGAACUCAUACGGAGUCGGAGUGUGAAACCGGGCAGUUUCAGUGCAAGAACGGACGCUGCAUCCCGACCCUGUGGAGAUGUGAUGAUGACGACGACUGCUCGGACAGCAGCGACGAGGAGAACUGUCCAAAGAAAACAUGUGCGACCACGGACUUCGCCUGUAAGAACGGACAGUGUGUCCCCGCUAGGUGGCGCUGUGACGGAGAACCGGAGUGUGCAGAUGGUUCAGACGAGGCUGAUGCAAUCUGCAGCCGGCAGACGUGUCCACCGGAGAAGUUUGAUUGCGGAGGGGCGACCAGCAAAUGUGUUUCUCUGUCAUGGCGAUGCGAUGGGGAGCGGGAUUGUGAGAACGGGGCGGAUGAGGACCAGUGCGCCGCAGACGCCAAGGCCUGCCCCUCAAAAGACUUCCAGUGCCGAAAUGGGAAGUGUUUGGCGCCCAUCUACGUCUGCGAUGGCGACGACGACUGCGGAGAUUCCAGUGACGAGGAGAAGUGCUCGGCUCCCACCUGCGGCCAGCACGAGUUCCGCUGCAACGACUCGGAGUGCAUCCCUGCACUGUGGAGCUGCGACGGAGACCCCGACUGCAAGGACAAGUCCGACGAGUCGAUGGAGCGCUGCAGCCGGAGGACGGAGCCUCAGAAACCUCGCUGUCCAGUGGGAGAGUUCCAGUGUGGGAGCGGGGAGUGCGUCCACAUGAACUGGAAGUGUGACGGAGACGCGGACUGCAAGGACAAAUCCGAUGAAGCAAACUGUCCCCUGCUCACCUGCCGACCCGACGAGUUCCAGUGUGGAGAUGGAUCCUGUAUCCACGGCACCAAGCAGUGUAACAAAGUGCACGACUGCCCAGACUACAGUGAUGAAGCCGGCUGUGUCAACGUUACAAAGUGCGACGGGCCGAGAAAGUUCCGCUGUAAGAACGGGGAGUGUAUUGACAGCAGCAAGGUGUGUGACAACGUCAAAGACUGCAAAGACUGGUCUGAUGAACCAAUGAAGGAGUGCGGCGUGAAUGAGUGUGCAGACAACAACGGCGGCUGCUCCCACAUCUGCAGGGACCGGCGAAUCGGUUACGAGUGUGACUGUCCCUCCGGGUACAAACUGCUGGACAAAAAGACCUGUGGAGACAUAGAUGAAUGUGAGAACCCGGACGCCUGCAGUCAGAUCUGCAUCAACUACAAGGGAGAUUAUAAGUGUGAGUGCUACGAAGGCUACGAGAUGGAUCCAGCGUCUAAGACCUGCAAGGCCGUGGGAAAGAGUCCGUACCUGAUGUUCACCAACCGCCACGAGAUCCGUCGCAUCGACCUCCUGAAGAGCGAGUACGCGCAGGUGGUUCCGACCCUGAAGAACGCCGUGGCGCUCGAUGUCGAUGUGUCCACCAACAAGAUGUUCUGGUGUGAUCUGUACCAUCGGAAAAUAUACAGCGCUUACAUCAACAAGGCCAGCGACUCGUCCGAGCAGGUGACUCUCAUCGACUCGCUCCACUCCCCCGAGGGCCUGGCUGUCGACUGGGUGCACAAGAACAUCUACUGGACCGACUCAGGCAACAAGAGCAUCUCCGUCGCCACGGGAGACGGCAGGAAGAGGAAAGUGCUGAUAGCCACUGAGCUUAGCGAGCCGCGGGCCAUCGCGGUGGAUCCACACCAAGGGUUUAUGUACUGGUCCGACUGGGGAGGCCAGGCCAAAAUUGAGAAGUCUGGGCUGAACGGAGUGGACCGUCAAGUUCUGGUGUCGGAACACAUCGAGUGGCCCAAUGGAAUCACUCUGGACUUGUCAAACAGACGUCUCUACUGGGUGGACUCCAAGCUGCACCUGCUGUCCAGUGUGGAUCUGAAUGGAGACAACCGCAAAGUGCUGCUGUCCUCCCAUCACCACCUGGGUCACCCCUUCGCCCUCACUGUGUUCGAGGACCGAGUGUUCUGGACGGACUUGGAGGAUGAAGCGAUAUACAGCGCCAACCGGCUGACGGGGCACGAUGUAGCGAAGGUGGCCGAGCACCUGAACAACCCGCUGGACCUGGUGGUGUUUCAUGAACAGAGGCAGCCCAAAGCCCCCGACACCUGUAACAUGGGCAGUCUGCCGAAUGGAGGCUGCGAAUACUUGUGUCUGAAGGCCCCUCAGAUCACAGACCACUCCCCCAAGUACACCUGCGCCUGUCCCGACGGCAUGGAGCUGGGACCGGACAUGAGGCGCUGUGCAGUAGUUCGGCCAAGAACGACCACAACAGCCGCUCCAUCCACCACCACCACCACCACCACUACACCUCCUACCACCACCACUAAAACAAGCCCAACGACAACUAGCACAACAACUCCCCCUCCCACCACGACUUCCCCUACGACCACCGCCUCAAGCACGACCACCACCUCUCCUGCCACGACGCUCAGGCCCACGUCCAGACGUCUGACGACCCCGACCCCUCCUCAGACGCCCAGGAGAACCUCUACGGAGCAUCCUCGGACUCGCUCAUCCACGAGUACAGAGACGACCACUUUCAAAAGCCAGAGCUCCACUUCCACGCACACACCCCUGCUGGGCCCAGUGGCACCCAAUCAGAGAGAGAGCAACGGCAACCUCUCCCACAGAGCUGCGAGUGAUCACUACCUCAUAGGUAACAACAUCACAGUAGCUGUUCUGGGGAUAGUCAUUCCUAUCGUCCCUAUCCUUGCCACAGUGGUCAUCGGAUUGCUCUGCACCGGCGGCUACCUGGUGUGGCGCAACUGGAGGCGCAAGAACACCAAGAGCAUGAACUUCGACAACCCCGUUUACCGCAAGACCACGGAGGACGACGACGACGAGAUCCACAUCGGGCGGCACAGCGAGUCCAUCGGCCACGUGUACCCAGCAGUGAGUGGCAGCCACAGUCAGCCGUUCAUAGCGCUGCCUCUAGGGGGCGGCAUCACAGACAGCAACUCUCACUGGUACUCAGGGGCGCCGAUGCUGUCCAGCGGCAAAUGAGAGCAGCUGGGGAAAAAAAAUUGUGAUGAAGGGAUCAUACACGGGGAGGGGGAGGGGGGGGGGGGAUGCCCGUUUGUUGUUCAAUGUUUGCCUGGUGGAAAGAAAGAACAGGCUUACACACGCACACGCCCACAUUCUCACACAUUUGAAUUCAAACACCAAUCAUACACACACACGAGCCCUUCACCCGUACUUCACAUACACAUUGUUUCACCUUCAUGACCAUUAUCAUACAGUACAUAUGUUUAUCCUUGUUGUCAACCUGCCAUGCCAUUUAUUUGUACAUUCUGUUGGUUUUUCAGGUUGUAGAAGUGCUUGCGUGUUACUUGGAGACGUACCCCCCCCCCCCCCACUUCCUUAUGACACUCCUUACUCAGAUCAUCUUUGUUGCCGAGAGCCGCCGAGGCAAUGGUUGUUUCGCAGCCUCAAAUAUGUACCACAGGGUAGCAUUUUUUUUAUUUUUUUUUGGGAGAGAGGAAUUUUGUGGUUGUUUCUUUCAUAUAAUUCUUCUUGGCAAGGAUAAAGGUUGGUAGGACAUGUGACGGGGACUGAGGCGUAAAUAAUAACUGCUGUCUUGUUGCAGUAAAUAUGAAAAAAAAAAGAGGUGCAUGAUGGGUCUGUUUAUUGGUAGAAGAAAAGAAUAAACAAGAGAUGUGCUUAAGGACGAAGAGCUUUACUGUCACUUCAGAAAGUUGACUUAAAGGACAGCAGGGCAGAGAAGGAGACACUUUUGUUUUAACGUUUUGAUUAUGAGAAUUUAUAGUGUCAUCCUGAUGUUGAUUUUAGAUGUAUUUUUUCUGUUUUUGUUUGUUUGUUUUUUCAUAUAAGGCAUGACGGUAUAAAAAGGGAGCACAUAUCAGAACCGAUGACAGUCCAAAAUUAAAUUAUUCAUAUUCUGUUUUAUGUGCAGAAACCAAAAAUCUGUUGAUUUCCCUUUGAAGCAGAUUGAAACUGUUCAUGAAGCUGCAUUUCCCCUCUGACUUCUAAAACAAUGCCAGCGAUUGAUUUGCACUUCAACGCAUCGCAGAGUGUGGCAUCUUUCCGACGCUUGUGACAUUUAUUGAAUAUAUUUGUUGUUUAAGGUAUCGGAAAGCGAGGGCAGCCUAAAAAGGAUUAUAGCUUCUUGAUAGGGGUGGGGGGGUGGGGGGGUGGGGGGGGGGGAGUGGGAGUCUAGCGCUUUGAUCGGUUGGCAUGGAAACACAGAUUUCUUUGUGUUGCUCCAGAGAGAAAAAGAGGCAAGGAAUUCUGGGUAUCAUUGGCACUGUGACAGUCUGGAGACGCACACAUUUAAACACACACACACACACACACACACACACACACACGCACGCGCGCACAUGAAACAGGUGCACGACUAAGUCAUAUUAAGAUUCAAGGUCGAAUUAGCUACCACCCUCAGUGAAGGGCUACUGCAAGGGAACUCUACUCCCUCGCUCGUGUCUUGCAGGUUUAUUAUCUAUAGCGUCUCUUUUAUUGUCUGUCUCCUUCUGUCCUCUUGUCUUCUCCUCCUCUUUUCUUUCCUAUCCUCUUCAUCAUGUUCUCGUCAUUUUUUUUUUUUCAUGGCAACGUGGCAACUUAGACAGCCAGGGAAAUCAGGCUGGCAUUAUGUGGGCCAGACAUUUAAAGCCGUAGGCAAGCAUCCUGCAUUCCUCGCGUAUAGGCAGCCAGAAAACAAGGGAGAGAACAAGAAUGGGGGUUAGAAAGAGGAUACAAGGAAGGUCAGGGGCAAAAAAGGAAGAGGAUGGAUGAAUUUAUCGUCUGGGCGCCAUCUAGGCUCAAAUCUUCUCCUGGUUUCCGCCUUUGUUCUCUUUCUAUCUCACUGUUUUUUUUCUUCUCUCUCUCUCUCUCUCUCUCUCUCUCCUUCACCAGCCUUCUGUGGUAACAGUCUUUUUAUCUGCUGUUUGCAGCGCGUGGCACUCAGUCUGGAGGAUGAUGGCUAUCCCUGAGGGGGGGGGGGAUGUACCAUCCUACCAUCCCGCCCCCCCCCCCCCCCCCACCCCACCCCGCCCGCGCGCCCUCCCUCCGUCCUCUCCUUCCCAAUCCCAUCCUGGCCCCUCCUCCUCUCACCACAGCCUCUACAGCACUACAACAAGGCCGGUACAACGCAGAGGAGAAAGACAAGCCUUCUUACCUUUUUUUUAAGGCGCAGGGAUGACAUGUACUUCUUAUGCCCCCUUGCUUCCUCCUCUUCUUCCUCGACAUUACUACCACUACUAGCCACUACUACUUCCCCUAGUUCUAGUGAAUUUGUAGUCCCUGCUUUUGCUCCUCUCUUCCCUCUCUGCCUCUUGUUGUAGCUGUAGUGGUGUGUGAAAUGCUACUUGAUGAUUUCUGUUCAAACUAACCUCAUUAUGGCUGCACAUUGAAGGCUGUCAGGCCGACACAAGGGGAAAUGCUGGAUUUUUAUCAUUUUCAAUCCCUCAUAAUAUGACUUUUUAUUUAUUUGUGUGCGUUUGCUAUCAUAAGUAUGUCGUAAAAGUCGCUCAGUGCAGUACAAAAGGCAGACUUCUUACAAAAGGACAACAUUUUUCUUCCUAGUUCCCUUUACAUCUUGAGUUGACUCAACAGAUAUUUUAAAGACGGGGGGGGGGGGGGAUGUCAUCCUUUUUCACGCCCUUCCUCUCAUAUGCUCCCCGUGACAUAUUGUAUGAAGGCAGGCAACACUAAAUAUAGCCAAGGGGAAAGUAGACAGGAAGAAAUGAUGGGGUUGGCAGCAUGUUUGGAGGUGAUUUUGGGGUGAAAAAGUGAUGCAGGAUGUGUGUGUGUGUGUGUGUGUGUGUGUGUGUGUGUGUGUGUGUGUGUGUGUGUUUGUUUUUGAGGGGGAAUAGGAGGAUUUGUGCCACCAGAGGGUAGUGCCUCAGGGCAAAAAGCAGCAGUGCAGAAAAGACAAGGGAUUAUGGGUAAUCCUCUCUCCUGGUAUCAGAGGUGUGCCCACAGUCGAUAAUGAACUUUGGAUUGUUUAUUUGCAGCAGGUGUCAGCAGUCACACAUUUGCUCCUAGUUCUUUGAUGCUGCCAUUAAUAUUUAGGAGAUGGAGCUCCAGAGUGUAACAAAGCAUCUUCCUGAGAUAUGAAAAUGCUCUUUCGAGUUCCUGAAUUCACUGCUGCCAAACAGAGUUGUUCGGUUUGUUUAACCAGUCACCCUACAACCACUGAUUUCAGCAGCUUCACAGUGCUGCUCUGUGGGUUCCUUUCCAAAACAAAUGUCUUUUUUUUUUUUUAGCCCCACUUUCUUAAAUCAUGGCUGUGUGUUCUCAAGAGGAGAUGAUGUGGAAAAGAGGAAUCGCUUCCUGCUGUCACUGACUGUUCAGAGUGGAUGUUAAGGGUCCUGUUUUGUUUGAGCAGAUGAGAAUUACGCCGAGGCUGACUGAGCCGAGCACUGAUUUGAUUUGAAGGCUGGACAGAGAGGAAACAUGUAAACUAGUGUAAGGGGCUAUCUUCCAUUGGCUUGCCACAAACAAGCUUCCAGCCCGUUGAAUCAGAUAGAAUUAAUUCCCUGAAACUAUGGCAAUAACUGCUUCAAAUGUGUUAACCAAAAGUGAACAUGGCUCUUCUAGCCUGGAUGUUGUUAAAGCCACAUUUCCAUCAAGAGUUACUCAGGACUAUUAUUCCCAGGAACUUCUUUCAGUGCCUUGAAAAGUUCCUUUAGCCCAAGUCCCUUUACUCUCAUGAAGUGCUACCCCUUUCACCUUUGACUGUAAAAUAAAGUUAUUGGUACUUUAUUUAGUCCCAGGGCUCUGUAGUCAGUAUCUUACAAUAAAGUCCCAGGUUCUCCGAGAAAGUUCCUGUGGUGGAAAGGCAGCUCUAUUCUCAAGUAAACACAUUGUAAAGCUCCUUUGAGGAGUUUAAAACUUGUGAUAAAACAAGCUGAAAAUAAUUUUGGCGCCUCGUUUUGACCUAUAAAAGUAAAUGAGGCCAUCAGCAUACAGAUUGGUUAUUUCAUUUAUCUUAUGAAACAGCCUCUGUGUUUACAUUUACCAUAGUAAAUAUUCUUGACAGGUAAUGCAUUUGAAAGCAGGGAGGGAUUUUUGUUAAGAAACACUACUUAUAUAUGUACAGGACCAAAUCAGCAAAAAAAAAUAAAGGUACCACGUUGUCCAUAGGGGGCGCCAUAAUCAACACAAAGUUCCUCACAGGAGCUUUAAGGUUUGGAGAUGUUAUGUUUUCCAAACUAUACAUGCAACACUGGUCUUCCAUGCUUGGAUAAACACAUCUGAAUAAUUUUGCAUUUCAGCUGAGCUGAGCUAAAAAGUGCUUCUGUUUGUAAAAUCCUCACUCUUCUCACUCCUCUGAUACGCGAGGAAAAAACUAGCAAAAGAAACUCACAGAAUGCAAACAUUUAAGUCUUCCAACACACACUCAAUGUAGACUCAGCAUAUGUCUUCAUCUUAUUAUACAGACAGGCUGUGCAUACAAACAAACAGCUGAUUAAUGGCGCUUAUUAUUCAUGGUUCUCACUGUCUCCCAGAAAGGUUUACUCAGCGUAGAUGCUCCGUUAACCCUCAGGGGAAGAGGAGAGACAAAGACAAAGGUAGGCAGGGAAUGACUGCCAGGAUUUAGACUACACCUGUGAGCAGGUUUGUGCCUGGAAGAUGACUGGGUGGGUCAUUUAUUUUGGUUUCUGCCGAUGUUGUAUCGCAGUACUCAGUACAUUCUCAGCUCAACUUCCUCAAAAAGAACGCCCCCUCCCCCUCUGAGUUUUGCACAGUACGGGGAUUUGUAUGUCGUAUAUGUGAGAGCUGGCAUCUUAGGCACGUAAAUGAUAUUCCUCCCCAGCACUGCACUCCUCUGCAUCUGAGCCCUUUUCCCUUUAACCUUUCAGAGAUGAAACAAAAUAAAAAGCAUUACACAGUGGGGAAGACCGUGACUCAGCUCAGCAUGAUCCUAGACUCGCUUGACAGCACCCUGCAGGGUCUGUGUUUUUUGGCAGAAUUUGGGUAUGAAAAUACAUAAAUUGACACAGCUACAAUUUGGUCUCUACAGUGAUCUUCUUUUUUAAUAUCACCGAGCGGUACGAUGACUAUGUGAAUUGAUUUUUUUUUUCUUGAUCAACUUAAAUCACAGUCCUAAAAGAAAGAUGAAAAUGAUGUAAGAUGCUGAAAAGAGAUGCCUCAGGUCAGAUGUCUUUGUGAAUUUUAGAUGAAAGAAAUCCCAAACACACAGUCAGUUCUGCACUCUGCAGAGUUUUCCUUAAUGUCCACGUUUGCUGCAGGUCCGGUGGAGCUCCAUAGGCAGAGUUUGAGACUAAAUUGCUUAUUUAUUGAGGUGACUGAGCGUGGCAUUGUAGAAAAGUUAUUAUUGCUGCAGUGUGAAGACAGAUUGGCUGGUCCACUUCGAGGCCACCUUGAGAGAAGCCGCCUCUGCUGAAGGACGCUAAAAAAGUCCAGAAAGGGACUUUUGACAUUCGUCCUAUAGAAUCAGAAAUGUAGACACCCCUGUUCCAUAUAUUUAUGUAGGCUACCGCUAAGGAGCUAAUACGUGUGUGUGUGUGUGUGUGUGUGUGUGUGUGUGUGUGUGUGUGUGUGUGGCUGUAAAUGUACGUCGCUCUUUAGUUUCUGUAAUACUUGAAGGUUUUUUAGUGUUGACCCAGUAACUGCUGCAUUGUUGCAUGUGCAACACAAUAUCUUGCACAAACUUAUUUAACACUCAACCAGAAGUUUUACCAUUAAAAUGCAGACACCUUAGCUUGUUGUAUCUUCUCACCUGAUUUUGCCAGUUUUUAAAUAAAGGCAAAUCUGAUUUGAGAGGUGCUAACAUUAAAGAUCUGGAGGCAGUUGCACCAGCAGUUUGUUUAAUCUAACUAAGAUAGAGGUGACGGAGGAGAACAAAUUAUGUUUCAUCCAAAUUUUAAAUUGUACGUUUUUAAAUUGAAAAAAAAAAUGAAUGGUAAAAAAAAGCAUUACUGAAAUCCUAACUAUUAUGUGGAAAAAAAAUCAGAUGUUUUGCCUUCUCAACUCAAAGAAAUGUUCCUCCAUAUUUGUUUCUUUAUGUUCUCAAACAUUCGUUUUGGAUUUGAGAUGCCACUGUUUGCAUAGGUGAUUGAUUGGUCUUGGACAACACUACAGGGUUUCUUACUAUUUUUUUUUGACUUGAGUCUUUCAGAGCUGAGCCUUUCCUUAAGUGUUAACAUUUUAACUCAGUUAGGUAAACGUACCUGACUGAUAGAGGACAACCCUAACCCUAAGGGGAGAUCAGCGGGGAAAUUAAUAACAUUUCCCAGAAACUAUUUUGUACGCACCAGAAACUAUCCCGUAGGCAUGAGAAGGUAUUGCGUUCACGCAUGAUAGUUUCUGGUGCUAAAGACGAAAUAUUGCAUGCGCAUAUUCUUUAGUUAAACUUCCUUGUGAGCAUGAGAGACGCAACAGAUACUUUCUGGUGUGCACCUGAAUCUAAUUUUCUGCCAAUGUCUGGUUAGGGACUCUACCUUAAGUGGAUUUGUGUUACUCAGAAGUUUGGAGGAACUUUAUAUACAAACUUACUGAUGGAUUAACAAACAGCGUGUGCAACUUAAAUCCUGGUUCCUGAUAUUAUAGUACACUUCAGACUCGUAUACUGUACUGUACUCGUGGCUAUAUUGCGUGAAGUCUUGAUCGUGUAGUGAUUUAACCUCUUUGUUGAAAUCAUACACUCA
Labrus mixtus (cuckoo wrasse) is the source of this 9782-nucleotide messenger RNA. It is a transcript of the gene lrp8, whose product is annotated as low density lipoprotein receptor-related protein 8, apolipoprotein e receptor. Lineage: Eukaryota; Metazoa; Chordata; Actinopteri; Labriformes; Labridae. The transcript has 18 exons. Gene Ontology annotation, molecular function: calcium ion binding; protein binding. The record is from RefSeq and is a predicted model, not a curated record. The coding region runs from base 136 to 3153 and encodes 1005 amino acids.